UUGACUAUUCUUCCUUCUCUUUCUCCCCACUCUAACAACUCAUCUUCUUCCUCGUAUAACUCUCCUCGUUAUUCAACGUUCAUGACUUAACUGGCCUUUUAAGCCACCCAAAACGCCUACCGUUUUGUUAAAUACCCACAUUCACUCUUAUUCUUUCUUUCAAUGGCGUUCUUCAAUUUUCUCUCCCCCCUUCUUCUCCUUCUCCUUCAGUUCUCUGCUACAUUGCAACAACAAACCACAACAACGUCGACUCAUUCCACUCAAAUCAACUCUAAUUCAGUCCUUGUCGCGCUUCUCGACUCGCAUUACACUGAACUCGCCGAGCUCGUGGAGAAGGCGCUUCUGUUACAGACUCUUGAAGAGGCAGUUGGGAAACAUAAGAUCACCAUUUUCGCUCCCAAAAAUGAAGCUCUUGAGCGCGAUCUCGAUCCUGAGUUCAAGCGAUUCUUGCUUGAACCGGGUAAUUUGAAGUCUUUACAGACUCUUUUGCUUCACCACAUUGUUCCCUUGAGGAUUGAAGUCACAAAAAAGACGCAAAGUACUGAAUCAACUCGGCACCACACGCUGUCUAGUGAAUCAGUCGAGUUAACGGAGCAAGAUUCUGGUGAAAUGUUUAUUGAGCAGGCUAAAGUUAUCCACCCGAAUGCAGUGCACCGCCCGGAUGGUGUGAUCCACGGCAUCGAAGGGCUGCUAAUCCCUCGAUCCGUACAACAAGAUUUUAAUAACCGACGGAGUCUCCGUUCAAUCUCGGCUGUUAAACCGGAAGGAGCCCCCGAGGUCGACCCAAGAACACACCGAUUAAAAAAACCGGCACCGCCAGCGAAACCCGGUUCACCUCCUGCCCUUCCCGUUUACGAUGCGAUGGCACCCGGUCCGUCACUGGCUCCUGCUCCAGCCCCUGGUCCCGGCGGGCCCCACCACCACUUCAAUGGGGAGAAGCAAGUGAGAGAUUUCAUUCAGACACUGUUACAUUACGGAGGGUACAACGAAAUGGCCGAUAUUUUAGUAAAUCUCACAUCGCUGGCAACCGAAAUGGGCCGGCUCGUAUCGGAGGGAUAUGUUUUAACCGUUUUAGCGCCCAAUGACGAGGCCAUGGCUAAGCUCACGACUGACCAGCUGAGCGAACCGGGGGCACCGGAACAAAUUAUCUAUUACCACAUAAUUCCGGAAUAUCAGACUGAGGAGAGUAUGUACAAUGCGGUUAGAAGAUUCGGGAAAAUAUCUUACGAUACGCUGCGUUUGCCGCACAAAGUCUUAGCACAGGAGGCUGAUGGGUCUGUGAAAUUCGGUCAAGGUGAUGGAUCGGCCUACUUGUUUGACCCCGAUAUUUACACCGAUGGCCGAAUUUCGGUCCAGGGAGUUGAUGGGGUUUUGUUCCCCGUAGAGGAGACGACGACUAAGAAAUCGGAAAGUAAAAAAAGCAUUAAAGUUGCAAUAAAACCGAAAAGAGGAAAAUUGCUUGAAGUAGCAUGCCAGAUGCUUGGUGCCAUUGGACAAGAUUCCCAUUUCACCACAUGCCAGUAAACACAACCCUUCCGUGUUUACAUCAAAAGGAAAACUUCAAACUUGGAAAAAGGCGGUGAAAACAAUGUAAAAAGUUUUUUAGGUAUGAGAUUGUGACUCGCUUUUCUUCUACAGUAGAGCUUUCUUCUACCGUAGGGUAUAAAAUUUCUCACGGAAGGCUGGCAGGCAGUCAAAAUUGAAAAAAGAUGGGGAAUUAUGGGAAGAGAAGCGAUGGGUAAAGAUGUGUUGUUAAAUUUCAGUUCUAAUGCUUUCAUUGGAAGGAAAGGUUGGCUAUAUUAGUUAAAGUUACCCUAAAAGAAACAAGAUUUUUGUAUUUUUGUUUUUAUAAUUUUUAUUUUGUGUGUAAUAUGAACAUGGUGUUGGUGAGGUGUCAAUUGUGGGGAGGGGAAUAAUUUUGUGUGAUGUAAUGUAGAUGAAUACUGAAGAGUCUACUGCUACUUCCACCAAGUGGGCAGCCCACUUAAUAAAAGAGUAGACCAAAAAGUAUGUGGCAAUACAUAUAAUAAAAUAAAAUAAACAAAAAUAAUUCUUUUGUGUUCA
Molecule: messenger RNA, 2064 nt
Organism: Mangifera indica (mango)
Lineage: Eukaryota; Viridiplantae; Streptophyta; Magnoliopsida; Sapindales; Anacardiaceae
Product: fasciclin-like arabinogalactan protein 15
Exons: 3
Coding region: 163-1524 (453 amino acids)
Source: RefSeq, a predicted model, not a curated record